Aspergillus niger is the source of this 2532-nucleotide messenger RNA. RefSeq lists its product as uncharacterized. The record is from RefSeq and is a predicted model, not a curated record. The transcript is spliced from 8 exons. Bases 1 to 2532 code for a protein of 843 amino acids. NCBI's taxonomy places the organism in Eukaryota, Fungi, Ascomycota, Eurotiomycetes, Eurotiales, Aspergillaceae.
AUGGGCUUCAGAGACACUUUCGAGAGCUUUCGUCAGGAUGCUCAACUCCGGGUAGCACAGACCAAUGUCGUAUCUCGUCACCUCAGACGCAUUUUCACGGCAACCAAGGAACUAAGCCACUCGACAUUGGCCGGCCGCGACUUGGAGUUGCUGGGUAUCAAAUUAUCCGAGCUUAACCUCGAAGGCGCGUGUUCUGAUGACCACCAGUCGUUUUACAGGCCCCUUCCCAAAUCAGACCUACCCAAGAUCGACUGGGACGAGGUACAAUUCUUAGAAUGGCAUGAGGGAUACAGCGUCGAGCCACGCCGUGUGGACCAGACUCUUCAAAGCGUCUCCAAUGCCGUCUGGAGUGCAUGGCUUGAAGAAGACAAGGAGCAAAUUUGGGUCCAACGAAAGUGCUACCAUGAAAGCCCCAGUAUCGCUACCGGUGAGCACGCUCCCAAUUUCCCCUACCAAUGGCAAACACGAGGAGAUAUGGAAGCGGAGUCUUUAGGCAUCUCCCACUGCAGUUUCCGAAUGUACCAUUAUGCCGACCCGGAAGAACCCCUGCGUCGGAGUGAAGUGCUGCCCAUUGUCGGAUACAUGCGUUGGCGUCUGAAUCAGUUUGACUAUAUCGAACAUCGCACAUUUCCGGUCAUGGUCAUUUCCAUCUUCCGCUCCCAAGCGCGAAUCCUACAGGCAUAUCAUGACGGACAACAUCUUUACAUCUCCAAGAGCAAAUUUCUCGAUUUUACCAAGAAUUGUCGCGAGAACUAUGUAUUCUGGGAUCACGGUGACAGCGGAGACCAUCCGAGCCAACCAGCGAAAGGAAGGACGUGCGAGCAGCAACUGCAGCUCCCUCCGACAUGGCCGUCUCUUAUAUCUCCUGACUCUCCCGAGUGCCCCCGGAUUGCUUGCCCUUUUCAGCCAGCAAUCUCAAAUACUCGUCCAUCCCAUUCGUGUAGCUUCGUCCAAGCACCUGCCCGACAUCCUCGUGAGAUCUAUCCCACUGGUCUGGGACAGUGCGCAGGACGCCAUUUGUCCCUAGUCUGGGGCUCGAUCGCCACUAUGUCGCCCUCCAAGCAGUCUGUCGCCAUGGCGGACAUGCCCUUCAUCGUCUCCACCGGCACCAAGAAGGUCGAUCCCCGUACCCGCAAACUCAUUCGCAGCCAUGUCAUGAUUGGCAAAAACCGUGGCAAAUCCCGCUAUCGCCAAGCAGAAGCCGAUCCAUCGACACCGGCGGACACGAGCACAGACGAUACUUCGGCUCCUCCUGCCGAUGGGGCGGGUUCAUCAUCCACAUCGCCUGCGGCACAAGUGCCAGCCACCCGCUUGCCGUUAGAUCUUCCCCGCAGAGUCGGCAACGACAUGUCCCUCAUCCGGCUGGCUGAUGACACCACCAGCCCAGCAGCCCUAGCCACUAUUCUUCGCUUCACCGACCGGGCAAAGAUGGAGUUCUACCCCCUUGCCGUAUGCAUCGUAUUCAACAAGUCUAGUCGAUCCUGGAUUCUUGACAUGUUGUCACUAGAUGCGGCCUAUCUCAACGCCAUGGUCAUCACUACCCAGUCAUACUUUGGGAUCUACAAGGGUCCCGAUGCGGCCCAAUCCCCUCAUCUGGGGAAAGCCAUCCGCCUGUUACGCAACCGGCUCGAAGACGAGCAGGUUCGCGUGUCCAAUGCAACCGUAAUGGUCGUCAUUAUUCUCAUCCUGCACGCGCAUAUCGUGAGUGAUUAUGCUGCCGUACAACAUCACACCCAGGGUCUCCGCAAGAUGGUCCGUCUGCGCGGGGGCUUGGGGGCGUUCACAUCCAAUAACAAACUGGUUAUCGAUCUUAUCCGAUGCGAUGUGGGACUAGCGAUCCACAGUGGAGACAAACCCGCGUUUUUCGAGAACCGUGAUCUCGACAUCUUCGUCCCAUCUGAGCUGUGCUUCACGGCGCGCUCUCGUCCCGACCCGUCGUUCGUCCGGGAGCUUGACCCCGGUCUCGCUCGGAUCUGGCACAUUAUGCAGGGAUUCUGUGCCCAGGUCAACCUGACCACCAAGAUGAACGGCAUGAUCCCCGAGACCGAUUUCAUGAAGACAAUGGCCUCCGUCAUGUACCCUCUGUUACACAUGAGCUUUGAUCCCGGGUCCCGUGACGAGGCGAUUCGUCUAGCUUUACUCAGCUACGGAUUCGACAUCUUCCUGCAGUUCCGCAGCGACCCCACUCCGUACGUCCACCUGGCUGCCUCGUACCAGCGCUGUCUCAAUGGUUUAGCCAAGCGAGAUGAUGUGUCCCCGCAACUGUGGAUCUGGCUGUUAACCGUCGGUGGUCUUGUGGUGUUUUUACCUGCCGUCAGGCGGAAUUUCCGGCACUGGCUGCUGUAUUACCUGGGGAGCUGUCGAGUUCGCUCGUGGGAGGAGAUGCGGGCCAUUCUCUCUUCUUUCAUUUGGAUCGGACUUGUGCAUGAUAAAGGAGGAAAAGAGAUCUUUGAUAAGUUGUUUGCCAAUCUGGAGCCGGGGGCGGAGACAUUUGUUGAUCAGACGUCUUCUUCGAAAUUAAUCACCUGUUAG